CUGAUAUAAUAUAUAUAUUUUAAAACUACCGCUAGGGUUUUCUUUCGUGCUACAAUUAACUCAAAACUAAAACCAUAGUUUCAUCGCUGUGCUCGGCCUCGGCAGGUAAUUAAGGCGCAGACAUGGAUACGCAUAAGGAACUAAUGAGAAAGAUGAAUAAGAGAGGGAACGCGUCUAGAACUCGUGAUUGGUCCAAGCUCUGUCCCGAUGUUUUACGAAAGAUCCUCGAAACCUUGAACCCUCUUGCAUCCAACCGAGCAAAAACCGUUUGCUCAGAUUGGUAUUCCGUUUGGAAAACAUGCCUUAGACCUCCUUGUAAUUCAUUACAUAUCAUACACCAAGGCGAUUCUUCGAGGUUGUUCGAUCCCGAAGAAGACAAGAUUUGCACUAGAAAACUUGUCGGACGCUCCAACAGAAGAUAUUGCAUGGCCAGCUUCGAAAACUGGCUCCUCAUGGUUGAUUCUCGUCUGGAAUUCCAUAUUUUUAACCUUUUGACGUGUAAAAGAAUUAAUCUUCCAUCAAUGAGUUCGCAUCUUGAUGGUUGGGGAAUUAUUUUCGAUAACGAUGAUGAUUUGGAAUGCUCCGACUUAUGUGGAUACUUGGUGGAACCUUGUGGUAAGAAGAUUUACGUGUCGAAAGACGUUCUUGAAUGGCAAAGUUCAGCUGUUCUUUGGAUAAACGAGAAAACGGGUGAUUAUUUCGUUGCAUGGACUUUCAGACAUGCUUACUUGUUCUCGUACAAGAAAGGAGAUGAAAUGUGGUUAAAUCUGAGCAACAGUAGAAAAGGCUCGCGUUUUCUGGACAUGGCUUAUAGAAACAGUAAGCUUUAUCUUUUAACAACUGAUCAUCGCAUCAAUGUUUUCUAUCUCUCCAGAGACUGUAACGACAAUAACGAGAACCCGAAUCUGAAUCAACGGUUUCAAUUCGAUGAGCAACAAUGGAAUAACAGCUUGAAGAAGAAGAUAGCGAUUCAAGAAUCAGGAGAGGUUCUGAUCAUCUUGAGCUUGAAAGGAAAGAUAAUGUUUUACGUCUUUAAGAUGAAUUUUGAGAGUAGCAACUGGGAAAGAGUAGAAUCUAUUGGAGAUCAUGAGAUGUUGAUUUUUGGUCAUGGGGUUACAGUAAAAGCACCUGUUGAAGAUGUUGGUUAUGGAGUCAAGAGUGGGUCAAUCUGUUUCGUUGAUGAUGACGUUUGGCCAGAUCAUGAUCAUCGUGGUUCGAACUGCGGUGUCUUCAAUAUCGCCACGAGCGAAAUCGAAUGGCAUAGGAAGCCAUGUUUUUAUAUAAAUGAAUCUCAAUGGUUUGUACCAUGGUUUGCUUAGUCUUUGUGUGUUUCUAGCUGUC
Molecule: messenger RNA, 1341 nt
Organism: Raphanus sativus (radish)
Lineage: Eukaryota; Viridiplantae; Streptophyta; Magnoliopsida; Brassicales; Brassicaceae
Product: putative F-box protein At2g04810
Exons: 1
Coding region: 123-1319 (398 amino acids)
Molecular function (GO): protein binding
Source: RefSeq, a predicted model, not a curated record